Molecule: messenger RNA, 1104 nt
Organism: Python bivittatus (Burmese python)
Lineage: Eukaryota; Metazoa; Chordata; Lepidosauria; Squamata; Pythonidae
Source: RefSeq, a predicted model, not a curated record
AUGGAAUAUGGACGACAGAGCACACGAUUCAUCUGGUACCUGGACCACAAAGAUGAUGGUGCAAUCGCCAGAAAAAUAGAUAUGGCAUUGUCCCAAGCCCUGGACUCCCAACACAUGGAUGUGCUCGGAGAUGGAGAAGCAGAGCCAAUUUCUUGCAAUGUCAGCAAACUGAAGCUCUUGAAGGAGAUGGUAAUUGGUCAGGGAAAGUCAUGUCAGCCCUAUUCAAGCGUUGCGCAAGAGCCAGGCCAAUGUAUUACCUUGGGGAAAAAUUUCAGCCCUCUUACUAUGCAACAGAGGUAUCACUACACUUUGCCCAAAUUCUUCAACACAAGAUCAGAAGACAGCUGCUUUACAGAAGGGACACCUCUGUUGAAAGCUUCCACUAAAGGAAAUGGGUUAAAGUGCACAGAUGUUUAUAAUACAGAUUUCAUCACAGAUGACAACUCUUGGGAAAACAGCUCUGCCGAAUUUGAGCAAAGGUCUCAGCCAGGAAGUGAAAUGACCAGCUUAUCCAGAUCUGCUUCCUGCUCAGAAAAAGGCGAAAUAUUGGACAAUUUUCAUGUCAAAUUCAAUUUAUCCAAAAUGAGAUGCUGUUUAAAGCUCCUAAAGGUUUCAUGCCUUUUUAUCUUUGUAGUUGUAUGCUCUAUUUUGUUUAGCAUUCAUCCUGAAAACAGAACAUCUUGGCAGAUGCUGGCUAUUUCACCUGUGGACAUUUACACUGUGAACUUUAGCAGUUUUAGUGAUUCCGUCCUUCUAAAGAUAGAACUGGGAGGACCCUUUGUAGCUGAGCGACAACCAAAAGACUAUAUUGUAGUUCAAAUUGGACAAAUAGAAGACUCCAGCCCCAAAAGGAAACGUCAACAGCAAAUCUUAUAUAAUUGGACUCUUCCAUUAAAUCUGAAGAAAAAUGAGCAAGUUAUUAUGACUAGAAUCUUUGAGACAAUGAACAGAAAAGAAACUUCCAUAAGUAUCCAAGCAUUUCUUCAGGAAUCAGAAAUCAUUCCCCUUUCUGUGACACAUCAAUAUCUUCAUGCAAAUGUAGAGGCUCAAGUCACAAUAGCAUCAGUCAUUUUAGCAGGUGUUUAUGUUCUGAUCGUGUUUGAG